This is a messenger RNA of Trichoderma reesei QM6a, 1287 nucleotides long. RefSeq lists its product as uncharacterized. Bases 1 to 1287 code for a protein of 428 amino acids. Gene Ontology annotation, cellular component: mitochondrial small ribosomal subunit. Gene Ontology annotation, molecular function: structural constituent of ribosome. The record is from RefSeq and is a predicted model, not a curated record. NCBI's taxonomy places the organism in Eukaryota, Fungi, Ascomycota, Sordariomycetes, Hypocreales, Hypocreaceae. The transcript is spliced from 3 exons.
AUGGCCUCCAUAUCGCUGAGGAGCCUCGUGAGGCCCUCGCUCCCCGUUGCGCCUCGCAUCCAGCCCAUCAUCAUCGCCGCCUUCUCCACCACCAGCCUCGUCUCCGCUGCCGCGCCGCCCGCCAUCAAGAACCGCAAGGACCUCCCGAAGAAGACGAAGAAGACGUACAAGAAGAAGCAGAACAUUGUGCCCGUCAAGAAGCCCGCCCCCGGCGAGCGCAAGGCCUUCCGCAAGCGCAUCCAGCUGAGCAACAACAGCGCGCUCCCCGUGGCCGGGCUGGACGCGCUCGAGGCGCAGACCAUGGCCCGGGCGGAGAGCUCGGGGAGGAUGUUCGCCGUGCCGGACGAGGUGGUGGACCAGCUGAGGGCGCUGGAAGCGUUCAAGAGCACGCAGACGUGGAACCUGUUCCGGAAGCCGCACGUGCUCGUCCGCAAGGAGACGGUCGAGCUGAUGGGCCGGCUAGAGGCUUCGCUGGAGAAGAAGGAGGCGUUUAAGUGCUAUCAAUGCCAAGAUCUUACCAACGGAAACACAGAGUACUCCCCCGUCCCUGACACGGAACCCAUGCAGUUCACCCAGCCCGUGUACUGCCUGAAGCUGCUCCAGAACAUCUACAAGGCCAACAGGGCCGUCCUGGAGAAGACGCCCCUGAAGCAGGACUGGUCCCGCCUGUCGGCGACGCUCAAGCCGGGCUCCACGCUGGCCGACCUCGCCCUCAGCGCAAAGGAGAGCGAGUUCGCCUGGCCCACGCUGUCGGCGCUGUGGACGGAGCUGACGCAGCCCGGGCAGCCCCCCGUGCUGCUGACCCUCGACGGCCUCGCCCACAUCAACAAGGUCAGCGCGUAUCGCGACCCCGCCUUCAACCCCGUGCACGCGCACGAGCUGCUCCUCGUGCGCACCUUUGUCGAUGCGCUGUCCGGAAAGACGAAGCUCCCCAACGGCGGCGCCGUCAUCGCUGCCACCUCCCAGAACAACACCCACUUCCACCCGUCGCAGGAGCUCGCCUUGUCGCAGCUCGAGGCCGGACAGGCGGGCAAGCCGGUGCCGAAGCCUGACCCUUAUGAGCGAAAGUACGACGACAGGGUGUAUGAUGCACUCAAGAACAGCACCGUGAUGCGUCUCGAGGGCGUCUCCAAGGAGGAGGCCAGGGUGCUGAUGGAGUACUGGGGCGCCAGCGGGAUGCUGCGCAGUGUGCUUGAUUCGAGGGUCGUGGCGGAGAAGUGGGCUUUGGGAGGGCAUGGCAUUGUGGGAGAGAUGGAGAGGGCUUCGCUCAUCACAAUGAGGAUGUAA